This is a messenger RNA of Tachysurus fulvidraco (yellow catfish), 3782 nucleotides long. RefSeq names its product nuclear receptor subfamily 1, group D, member 2a (gene nr1d2a). Gene Ontology annotation, biological process: positive regulation of transcription by RNA polymerase II; negative regulation of transcription by RNA polymerase II; cell differentiation. NCBI's taxonomy places the organism in Eukaryota, Metazoa, Chordata, Actinopteri, Siluriformes, Bagridae. The transcript has 9 exons. The record is from RefSeq and is a predicted model, not a curated record. Gene Ontology annotation, molecular function: RNA polymerase II cis-regulatory region sequence-specific DNA binding; nuclear receptor activity; zinc ion binding. The coding region runs from base 561 to 2126 and encodes 521 amino acids.
GUCUUUCACCGCGUUCUUAUACAUAAUCCAGUUUAUUCGUGAGGAACGAGUGCACCUUUAACACGCAGACUGUAUAUUUAUAUCGUAUUGCACCGCUUAUAGCACCGUUUUCAGUUUCCUCAGGAAGCAGCUCGCCUCAGGAACGUUUCGUCCUCGCGCCAGGACUGACGUCGCUGUAGCUCCGCCCCCUCGCUCUGUGGAAACUGUGUCACUGGGUUAAAGUGACUGUAGCAAGCGCGCGCGCACGCAAGCUCGGGGUUGGUGUGGGGGGGCGGAGAAAUGGCCCAUAGCAACAAACCUCAGAACAUUCAGUUCUUAGCAGCAGCAGUCACUUGGCGAUCUGCUGGACCUACAGUCUCUGUACAGUGAGAUUACGUCUCCCAUGUGAAGCGUUUUGUUUUUGUUUUAUUUUAUAUUAACCAACGGGGGAAAUAAUCUCGCGUUUUUAUUCGUAUCUUUCGGAUAAUUUUUGGUAGCAACGGAGGUUCCUGAAGAGGUUCCUGGUUAGUAAUUUAGCACCUUAGCAUCUCAUUUUGUGUUAGCUGUGUUUUAACACGAAAAUGGGAUCAACGAAACCAGCUGGGGUAAUCGCGUACAUCUGCUCUUCCGGCUCUGCCUCCAGUCCCAAAUCCUGCUUGAGUGACGGCUCCAAUGUCCACACACAGUCCACAUCCCCUCCCUCUUCAACAGCACAGGGCCUGAAGAUGGAAAUGCCGAGCGCCAGGCCUUUUAGCAUCCCUAAACCCACCAACUCUCGCAUGCCUGGCUUGGAGAAGAACGCAGCCAAGAGCAGCAUCACAAAGCUGAACGGCAUGGUGAUGCUGUGUAAAGUGUGCGGCGACGUGGCUUCGGGAUUUCAUUACGGCGUCCACGCCUGUGAAGGUUGCAAGGGCUUUUUCCGGAGAAGCAUUCAGCAGAAUAUCCAGUAUAAAAAGUGCAUGAAGUCAGAGAACUGCACAAUCAUGCGCAUAAACCGAAACCGCUGCCAGCAGUGCCGAUUCAAGAAGUGCCUAGCAGUGGGGAUGUCACGGGACGCCGUGCGGUUUGGACGUAUCCCGAAGCGGGAGAAGCAGCGCAUGCUCCUGGAAAUGCAGAACGCCAUGAACAGCGUGAUGACCGGCGCCCAGCUGCACCAAGUGCUCAGAGACUCCAGCUCCUGCUCUCCGUCGUCAUCCUCUUCCUCUCCCUCUCCCCCGUCCUCACCACAGUGCUCUCAGGACUCGGAGUCAUUAGUGCCAAUGGACACCAUGAGCUUGGCCUCAUCCUGUUCCUCAGACAGCGGGGAGGAGGAUUCGGUGCCUCGGGCUGAUGGAUUUCAUCUCGCACAAUCAGGGGGCGCCCUUUCACUGGGCCUUUCAGAACGACUGAGCAACAGCAACAUGACAAACAUCCACGGCUCUCCCUGUGAAAGCCGGCAGCAAAUCACCAUCAGGUACCACAGCAGCGUGAAGCCCGAUAAUGCCUCAUAUUGCCACUAUAGCAGACCCAAUCUGAACGAGCUCACUGGAGUAUCAGCCAACCGAAGUCACCUGGUGUGUCCCAUGAACACUUCACCCAUAGUGGACCCGUCCAAGUCUAGCCAUGAGAUAUGGGAGGAGUUCUCCAUGAGCUUCACGCCUGCCGUGCGAGAGGUGGUGGAGUUUGCCAGGCAGAUUCCAGGCUUCCGUGAGCUCUCGCAGCACGACCAGGUCAGCCUGCUCAAGGCUGGAACAUUCGAGGUGCUGAUGGUGCGCUUCUCCUCGCUGUUCGAUGUGAAGCAGCGCACCGUGAGGUUCCUGAAUGGGCGGAGCUACAGCGUGGAGGCUCUGCGCUCCAUGGGAGCUGGAGAACUUCUCUCAUCCAUGUUUGACUUCAGUGAGAAGCUCAUGGCGCUGCAGCUAAGCCCAGAGGAGAUAAGCCUCUUCACCGCACUCGUGCUCGUCUCUGCCGACCGUACAGGAAUCGAGGACGUGAGCUCGGUGGAGGCUCUUCAGGAGAACCUGAUCAGAGCUUUGAGGAACCUGAUCAUGAAGAAUCACUCGAACGAGGCGGCCGUCUUCACCAAGCUGCUGCUGAAGCUACCGGAGCUGCGUUCCCUCAAUAACAUGCACUCGGAGGAACUGCUUUCCUUCAAGGUCCACCCUUAAAACGGACCUGCUCUUCUCUCUCGGACCAAACCGGGCUGUACAUUUCCCUCUUGAAUGUAUUUAAUGCAGAAGAUUUAUUAUUACUAUUAUUAUGAUGAUUAAUAUUAUUACUACAACGUCAAAAGGGUUUUGGGUGAGGGAGUCCAGAAAAGUGGUGAAUUUAUUAAUUUUUUUUUCUUCUGUCCUAUUAGUUUGAGAUCACACACAUAAUCUAAGUAUAAGAAAAAUGGGUUGCCAGAUUGGGGUUACACUUUAAUUCAAUCACAGUUGAAACCCUUUACAAAGUCACACUUCUUGGUUCAUGCCUCACACGUCAUGUUAGCUUGGAUCAUUUCCUGAUUAUUUAACAGCUCGGAUAAAAUGAGAUAAAAGCCAUAACGGCUAUUAUCUCAGAGAAAUCAGUUAUUAAGUGUCUAGACAUUUGCUAAAGCUGCUUUUUACCACCUUCAGCAACCACCAGAGUUGAGUUUGUUGUCUCGUUACAUGACUCUUUAGAAUAAAUCCGUACUCCGAUUGGUCAGAAGGUGCCGAUUAAUUUCUGAAUAUCUCCAGCUGUAAUAAAAAAAAGUAGGUUUAAAUAAAUCUGCAUCUGAAGAGAGCUGCUAUAGAGAGCUUCAUGGACAUACAACAGCUUUAACUGUAAAAGAGUGUUUUAUCUCUUACAGCAAGGACAGGAAAAAAAAAACAAUACUGCACCUCAGGUCUGGACUUCUCUAAGGAACAGAAUGCUGUAUUUUUGUGUACGUAUAUAUUAUAUAUACAGUAUAUAACAUGUUUGAGUUUGAAUUGCACACGUUGUGGUAUUAUCGGUGAUUCGGACAGCACAGCUGAGACUGAGACAGAGAUGACUGCUGUUAACUUCCCAAGCGUGUUGAGUGGUGACCGUUCCAGGUCCCGCUCUUGCUUUCUCUGCACUAUUCUUUGCACACUUGACAAAAAGGACGGAAUCAUAUCCAAGUUUCUGAAGCGUGCAAUAGGUGCUAAUGCAUGAUUACGUGUAGUUGAAUAGUUGAAUGUGGUGUCCGGAAUGUUCUGUUUUAACGAAAUGUCCUACUUAUUUUUUGUUUUGUUUCGUUUCGUUUUGUUUCGGCUCCUCCGUCGUCAUCAUCUUCAUUGUUUGGGUGUCUUUUGUAUUUUAUUCAUGAAUGUAGGCUGCGCAUUUAAAAAGCAGCGCUUAUUAAAAACGUCAACACGCUGCUUUCGCACGUGGCGGUGUGGAACGCGACGGAAACACACGCAACGUGUAAACGCUCUGUAUUUACGUCUAUGCAUAUCCCUGACACCACAUGACGCAUUGGACUCCAUCUUCCAUCACGGGAAACAUCACUGGAGAUCUUUUUAUCUACCAGCGUGAAUGUGUAUCAGAACACACGCACCUGCUCUAUAGCGUGUGUACUUUACAGACAACUCCGAAGCAGGAUUUAAGAGAUUAAACCGAAAUGGGAUUUUUUUCCAGGGGUUCGCCCCGCACCUCCUCUUUUCAUCACUAUGCAGCUCGACCGUACAGACUUUUCAUACUUCAACCGUGAUAAAGAAGCUUGAUAUGUGUAACGUAGCGUAAUGUUAUAUUCUUUAUGUCCAUAUUGUGCUCUGUUGUGUAAGAUAUACAGUAUAUCUAUAUAUAGUAUAUAAAUAAAUAUCUAUUAGUCAACUAUA